Molecule: messenger RNA, 1492 nt
Organism: Sinocyclocheilus grahami
Lineage: Eukaryota; Metazoa; Chordata; Actinopteri; Cypriniformes; Cyprinidae
Product: fructose-2,6-bisphosphatase TIGAR B
Exons: 6
Coding region: 150-926 (258 amino acids)
Biological process (GO): negative regulation of glycolytic process; regulation of pentose-phosphate shunt
Cellular component (GO): cytosol
Molecular function (GO): fructose-2,6-bisphosphate 2-phosphatase activity
Source: RefSeq, a predicted model, not a curated record
ACAAAUCACCACAGGAGGGCGAAGUGACGUCAUUUAUCCGCAACACGAACACGUUGAUUCGUGAACCAGGAAGAGCCGCCGGUCAUAUACAUUUCAUCCGGUCUAACAAAUUUGUAUUAUGCUUACAUUUGCAUUGACAGUCGUUCGGCAUGGAGAAACACAGUACAACAGAGAUAAACUGCUUCAAGUUUUUUCUCACACGUGUAGGUCAGGGCAUCGACACACCGCUGUCAGACACGGGACAUCAGCAGGCAGCGGCGGCCGGACAGUACCUCAGAGAUCUGCAUUUCACCAAUGUCUUCGUUAGUAACCUGCAAAGAGCCGGCCAGACAGCUGAAAUCAUUUUAGGGAACAACCUUCAUUCUUCUGCGGCUGAGAUGAUAUUGGAUCCUUUACUCAGAGAGAGGGGUUUUGGGGUGGCAGAGGGAAGACCAAAGGAACAUCUGAAGAACAUGGCGAACGCAGCGGGUCAGGCCUGCCGAGAUUAUACACCGCCCGGCGGAGAGACGCUGGAACAGGUAAAGACACGCUUUAAGAAGUUCCUCAAAUCCUUGUAUCAGCGCAUGUUAGAGGAGCACGGCUCAGCCGACCAGUGUUCUGUGUCCACUCCUGGACCAUCAGAACCAGAACAGCCUGUGAUUGCUGGACUAGCUAAUGAUGGAGUCCAGAAUGUACCCGUCCACGCUCUGAUCGUCAGUCAUGGGGCAUUUAUCCGUGUGUCUGUGCGCCACCUAGUGGAGGAUCUGCAGUGCUGUUUGCCCGCAGGCCUGAAGAUGAGCCAGGUGUCCUCCUCGUGCCCAAACACUGGCAUCAGCAGGUUCAUCAUCUCCCUCCGCAGAGAGGACAGCGGCCCGCGGGCCUGCCGCAUCCAGUGUGUCUUUAUCAACCGGAAAGACCACCUGGAUGAUGCCAGGAACUCUGCUUGACUGUGUUAUGAGGUGUAUCUGCGACUGGUUUGUUUAUCUGACAUGGUCAGUGCUUGUAUUUAUUGCUCGUUACAAACUCAACGACCGAAGCACAAACAAGUCUGUGUGGUUGAUUUUAUUGUGUAAAUUAUUUAACUGUUAAUCUUUUGAAAGACAUAUGAUUGCAUUAAAGGGUUAGUUCACUCAAAAAAAGACAAUUCCGACAUUGUUUACUAACCCUCGUGUUGUUCCAAACUUGUAUGAGUUUCUUUUUUCUGUUGAACAUGAAAUAAGACAUUUUGGAAGUCAGAAUGAAAUGCAUACAGGUUUUGAAACUACUUGAGGAUGAGUAAAUGGUGAGUGAAUUUUCAUUUUUGAAUGAACUAUCCCCUUUAAGGAGACGGCUCAUUUUCCUCUAAAAAAUAUCAAAAAUAUCUUAAAUCAAUAUGCAUUCACUUAAUAAGAAAAAAUGAACCAAGAUAUAAAAAUACCAAGGUCUUGUUUUCUUGUCUUUUGCUGCUCAAAUGGAUCCAAACUAAGUGAGUUUGAUUGAAACAAACAAACAAAAAAACAUCAGUGCAGUAAGA